UCGCUCUCUCCAAAAUAUGGUGAAGAUAUCAUUCUUCACAUCUCUCACCACUCGCUUCAGCUUCUUCCUCCUCUUCGCUUUCGGGAAAAUGAGGGAUUUCUUUAACAUAAUCCAAGAUUUUCGCAAGUCUAAGAAGCUAGUGGGAUAUGCGCCAAUAUGUUCAGGGAUGGAGGAUUUCUACACUCGAAGGGUUUAUCAUCGUGCUCAGGAUUGUGCUAACAGACCAAUUUCAAGCGCACCAGAUUCUUGGAUAGAUGUGGUUGAACGUUAUAGCAAUGACAAUAACAAGACACUGCACCGGACCUCAAAUUCUACUAGAUGCAUCAACCUGGGAUCAUACAACUACCUUGGUUUUGCUUCAACAGAUGAAUAUUGCACACCCCAUGUCAUUGAAUCCUUGAAGAAAUACUCUGUCAGCACCUGCAGUGUUCGUGUAGAUGGUGGAACUACAAAAAUACACUCAGAGUUGGAGGAGUUGGUUGCUCGAUUUGUAGGAAAGCCAGCUGCCAUUAUAUUUGGUACAGGUUAUGUUACAAACUCUGCCGUCAUCCCUGUGCUCAUUGAAAAGGGAGGAUUGAUAAUUAGUGAUUCUUUGAACCAUAAUUCAAUUGUCAAUGGCGCACGAGAAUCAGGGGCAACAGUACAUGUCUUCCAAAGCAACAAUCCGGCUCACUUGGAGGUGGUACUAAGAGAGCAGGUUGCUGCUGGACAACCUCAAACACAUAAACCCUGGAAGAAAAUACUAGUUAUUGUUGAGGGAAUCUACAGUAUGGAAGGGGAGUUCUGCAGACUUCCAGAGAUCAUAGCUAUUUGCAAGAAAUAUAAGGCAUAUACUUACAUUGAUGAGGCACAUAGCAUGGGUGCAGUUGGAAAAACAGGCAGAGGUGUUUGUGAGCUCCUCGGAGUAGACCCUGCUGAUAUAGAUAUAAUGAUGGGAACAUUUUCAAAAUCAUUUGGAUCUUGUGGAGGCUACAUCGCAGCAUCAAAGGAAAUAGUUCGGUACCUGAAGCACGCUUGCCCUGCACAUCUUUAUGCAACUUCCAUGUCACCACCUGCGGUAGAACAAGCAAUAUGUGCACUUAAGGUUAUUCUUGGUGAAGAUGGGUCCAAUAGAGGGGCUAUGAAGCUUGCAAAAAUUCGUGAGAACAGCAAUUUCUUCAGAUCAGAACUUAAAAGGAUGGGUUUUGAGGUUCUUGGGGACAAUGAUUCUCCAGUGAUGCCCAUAAUGCUUUACAAUCCGGCAAAAGUACCAUAUUUUUCCCGAGAAUGUCUUAGACAUAAGGUUGCGGUCGUGAUUGUUGCUUUCCCUGCGGUAGCACUUCUCUUGAACAGGGCUCGUUUCUGCAUUUCUGCUUCACACUCCAGAGAAGACCUUGUUAAAGCCUUAGAGGUUAUCAGCAAAGUUGGUGAUCUGACUGGCAUCAAGUACCUACCUGCUGCACCUCACAAGACUCGUGCUAAAGAGAACGGGAAGAAGCUUGGUUAGAAAAUAUCAAGUUCAGGAUAAUGCAUGCAAAUUUGAAGCAAACCAAAGCACUCAUGCACUAGAAGUACAAGUUAGUUUAGUUUCUGGCAGUCAGUAGAUUUAUAAUACCUUGUGUAACUUCAUUCUUUGUUUGUUACUAUGAUGAUAAGUGCGUGAGGAUUCUACUUCGCACUAAAUCUAGCUGUUCUAUUCUAUA
Messenger RNA from Asparagus officinalis (garden asparagus), 1682 nucleotides. Its product is annotated as long chain base biosynthesis protein 2d-like. Lineage: Eukaryota; Viridiplantae; Streptophyta; Magnoliopsida; Asparagales; Asparagaceae. The transcript has 12 exons. Gene Ontology annotation, molecular function: serine C-palmitoyltransferase activity; pyridoxal phosphate binding. The record is from RefSeq and is a predicted model, not a curated record. Gene Ontology annotation, biological process: ceramide biosynthetic process; sphingosine biosynthetic process. Bases 17 to 1486 code for a protein of 489 amino acids. Gene Ontology annotation, cellular component: serine palmitoyltransferase complex.